GCGAGCACGCUCCGUUAGAGCACCAAUCCUUUCGGAUUACAUCCAACUUCAGUUCUGCUGUCUGCUCCUUGUGGAAUUACAACAAGCAUCAUCAUGACUUUUGAGGAAGUGCUCAUCCAGAAAACCAGCGAGAGAGCUCAGUGCACUGGACAAGCACUGGAAGAGGUUUUGCUUUCUGCCAAAGCAAACGAAAACCUUACCAUUGGCGUUUACGAAUCGGCCAAAAUUAUGAAUGUUGACCCGGACAGUGUGUCUUUCUGCGUCCUGGCAAUGGAUGAGAAUUUUGAGUGUGACAUCGCUCUCCAAAUCCAUUUCACUCUCAUCCAAGCCUUCUGUUUUGACAACGACAUCAGCAUCGUCAGAGUGAAUGACAUGCAGCGUCUUUCUGAGAUUGUUGGUGACAAGCCUGAACAAUUUGAGGAUGCUCACUGCGUGCUCAUCACGAAGCCAGCUGAGGACUCAUGGGAGGAUCCAGCUCUGGAGAAGCUUCACCUGUUCUGUGAAGAAAGUCGCAGUUAUAACGAGUGGGUUCCUGAGAUCACUCUCCCCGAGCGUUGAUCUGGACCUUUACUCUUCUCUGUUGAGAUGCUGUAAACCUUGAGGAAUACUCUGCUCAUCCUUUGAAACAAGGAUGAUGAUGUUUCCACAUCCCUGGAUGCUCCUGAGGAGGCUGAACCGUCCAGGCAGCGCGAGGCAGGCCCGAGUGGCCCUCGCGGUUACGUCGUUCCUCGUCCCGUCCAUGCCAAGAUGAUCCUCAUUCUUUAUGUGAAUGAGGUCAGGUAUGCCACGAGAGCGACACAAUGGCCCUCAUUCUUUGUGCGGAUGAGGUUUGGAGAGAAAGGAGAAGCGAGUUUUGCCUCUGUUACACAGAGCAAAUAUCGCAUGCGUUGGACACGCAGGGGACGCGGCGGUGCGUCGAAGCAACGUUUUUAAAAAUGGACUUUAACAUCUCGGACGUUUUUAAAAAUGAAAUUGCUGCACAAUAUAACGUGCCUUAUUGUCGGCAAUGUGCUUUCCACUUUCCAGAAUUGUCUUAUUCUCUAAAGGUUUCACUUUAGAAAUAUUAAUGUGACAAAAACAAAAAA
Messenger RNA from Pimephales promelas (fathead minnow), 1085 nucleotides. RefSeq names its product growth arrest and DNA damage inducible gamma b, tandem duplicate 1 (gene gadd45gb.1). Gene Ontology annotation, cellular component: cytoplasm; nucleus. The record is from RefSeq and is a predicted model, not a curated record. Lineage: Eukaryota; Metazoa; Chordata; Actinopteri; Cypriniformes; Leuciscidae. Gene Ontology annotation, biological process: regulation of cell cycle.